CCUUCACUACUUCUUGGGCUCACUCGCGCCGUCGCGGCCGCCGCUCCGCCCCGCUCCGCUCCCCGCGGAAGGCUGCGCGGGUCGGGCGCGGAGCCGUCCCGCUCCGGCCAUGGCCUAAAGCGGGCUGCCGGGGCAGAAGAUGAGUUUCCCCGCGGAGGACGGCGUGGGCAGCCUCUGCCACAAAGCGCUGCAAAUCAUCUCGGAGCUGUGCCUGGGCGGACAAGUGGAGCGGGAGAAGUGCGCCGGCAUCUUCCCCCUGGAGACUGCCCGACAGGGCAUCGGCGGCACAGACAUCUCAGUCAGUCUGUUAGCAGUAGUCGUCAGCUUCUGUGGGCUCGCCUUGCUGGUAGUCUCGCUUUUUGUCUUUUGGAAGUUGUGUUGGCCCUGCUGGAGAAGCAAACCUCUCACUUCCAAUGCCAGUAAUGCCCCCCAGAGCAACUCCAGUGCUCCUACGGAGGUUUUUGAGACCACUGAGAAAAAGGAAGUUAAAGAAAAUGGGAAGCCUACAACAAAGGUACUUGAAGCUGCAUUGAAAAUUAGCCACACUUCUCCUGACAUACCAGCAGAGGUCCAGAAUGCACUGAAAGAGCAUCUGAUCAGACAUGCACGCAUGCAGAGGCAGAUCACUGAGCCCACAUCAUCAUCAAGGCACAAUUCUUUCAGGAGGCACUUGCCAAGGCAGAUGCAAGUGUCCAGUGUUGAUUUUAACAUGGGGACAGACCCGAUUUUGCAAAGGGGAGAGACGACAACCAGCAUUGGGAGAAUAAAACCGGAACUCUACAAACAGAAGUCUGUGGAUUCUGAUGGGCAACAAGAUGUGAAAACAUGUGGAAAACUUAACUUCACUCUCCGGUAUGAUUAUGAGAAUGAACUUCUGGCUGUCACAAUUGUCAAAGCCUUAGAUCUGCCUGCUAAAGACUUCACAGGAACAUCUGACCCCUACGUUAAGAUUUAUCUGCUCCCAGAUAGGAAAAAGAAGUUUCAGACACGAGUUCACAGAAAGACAUUAAAUCCUGUCUUUGAUGAAACCUUUCAGUUUCCUGUAGCCUAUGAUCAACUCAGCAACAGGAAAUUGCAUUUCAGUGUUUAUGAUUUUGACAGAUUUUCUAGACAUGACAUGAUUGGGGAAGUUAUUCUUGAUAACCUUUUUGAAGUCUCAGAUCUCUCCAGGGAAGCCAAUGUAUGGAAAGACAUCCACUGUGCCACCACCGAGAGCAUAGAUUUGGGUGAGAUCAUGUUUUCCCUUUGUUAUUUGCCUACUGCCGGGAGAAUGACAUUAACUGUCAUCAAAUGUAGGAAUCUCAAAGCAAUGGACAUAACUGGCGCAUCAGAUCCAUAUGUCAAAGUGUCACUGAUGUGUGAGGGGCGAAGACUGAAAAAGCGGAAGACUACCACAAAGAAAAACACGCUCAAUCCCGUUUAUAAUGAGGCCAUCAUCUUUGAUAUCCCUCCAGAGAAUGUGGACCAGGUCAGCCUCUCCAUUGCAGUGAUGGAUUACGAUCGAGUAGGGCACAAUGAGGUCAUUGGGGUAUGUCGGACAGGAAUUGAUGCUGAAGGGCUUGGAAGAGACCACUGGAAUGAAAUGUUGGCUUACCCACGUAAACCAAUAACACACUGGCAUCCACUACUAGAGUUACCUGGCAGAGCAACCAGUUUUGAUAGCCAGGGAUCUUGUUCAUCACCAAAACCACCGCUUACACCCUAGGGACCAAGAGUGGAUUCAUCAUGUUUAGUGUCCAAAGCUCCCUUGUAGCUCACAUCUUACAUAAACAGAAGGUUUGGCUUCUGCAGAUGAACUGUAUCCAUAUUUUUUUAUUAAAAUACAUUUUUCCUAUUCUAAGUAUUCUAUUACAGUUUAUAAUAAUUUCUUAAUGUAUGAAUGAAGUUGAAUUGAGCCAAAUAUAAGCUUUCCUCAUACAAAUUCA
Molecule: messenger RNA, 1925 nt
Organism: Pezoporus occidentalis (night parrot)
Lineage: Eukaryota; Metazoa; Chordata; Aves; Psittaciformes; Psittacidae
Gene: SYT10
Product: synaptotagmin 10
Exons: 7
Coding region: 140-1705 (521 amino acids)
Biological process (GO): calcium-ion regulated exocytosis; regulation of dopamine secretion; cellular response to calcium ion
Cellular component (GO): plasma membrane; exocytic vesicle
Molecular function (GO): calcium-dependent phospholipid binding; clathrin binding; calcium ion binding
Source: RefSeq, a predicted model, not a curated record